Ctenocephalides felis (cat flea) is the source of this 4779-nucleotide messenger RNA. Its product is annotated as ankycorbin-like. Lineage: Eukaryota; Metazoa; Arthropoda; Insecta; Siphonaptera; Pulicidae. The transcript has 12 exons. The coding region runs from base 1 to 4779 and encodes 1592 amino acids. Gene Ontology annotation, molecular function: protein binding. The record is from RefSeq and is a predicted model, not a curated record.
AUGAGAAGUCACCGCGAGGCGCCGUCGUCGUCCAGGUUACGAUUGGGCUGUUUGAAGCAAGGUAGCUCCGGCUUGAUGUACGCCUGUCAACAAGGCGACCUGCCAGGUGUCGUGCGGAUUCUCGGGGAACAGGUUCCGGUAUCGGCUUACCGGCAAGAUCGAAACCGUCGCACCGCACUGCACUACUGCAGGGGCAGCGCGGUGGCGGGCCAGCUCGUCACGGCGGCUCCGGGUCUGCUGGACAGCCCGGACCGUGACGGUUUGACACCUUUGCAUUUGGCCGUAAUACAAGGUGACACUGCAUUGGUAUCACUUCUCAUUGCUCAAGGGGCUGAUAUCGAUGCACUGGACAAUGAGAGACAUUCUGUAGUCCAUUGGGCGACAGUGUGUUGUGAGUUAGACUGUCUCCGGUUACUAUUAUCUGCAGGAGCAAAUCCAUCAGCCCCUGAUAUAUUAGGUGGUUGCCCACUUCAUUACGCCGCUCAACUAUGCGGUGCUCCGCUCGCUCAAGGCGCAAUACCAGGACAUGCCCUUCGAAUCCUGAAAGAAUUGCUUAACGCAAAAAGUACAUCAGUCCAUGUAGUUGAUCAUGAAGGGCGAUCGCCUCUUCUUUGGGCAGCUGCUGCCGGUAGUCCAGAAGCUGUCAUAGCCCUGAUAAAAGCUGGAGCUCAUGUGGAAGCAGCUGACAGGGAUGGUUUAACGGCUUUACAUUGUGCUGCGUCUCGUGGUAAUACAGGGUGUAUAGAAACACUUAUCACUUUAUGCGGAGCUGCUGUUGAUGUUAUAGAUUGCAAUGGUUGCACUUCGUUACAUUAUGCAGCCACACUUGGACACGCCGAUGCUACUUCUUUGUUACUUGAUUUAGACGCCGCACCUGAUAGACAGGACCGUAAAGGACGUACACCUGCUCAUUGUGCUUGUGCUAAAGGACAAUUAGAAACUGUUAAAAUUCUAGCAAAUCAUAAGGCUAAUUUAUGGAUACGUAAUAUCAAAGGCGAUCUUCCACUCCAUGAUGCAGUAGCAUCAGGUAGACGCAAAUUGGUUUUAUAUCUUCUGCAACUAAAAGAUGGAUUUAUAAAUUCUAGUGGACAUGAUGGAAAAACUUUGUUACAUAUAGCAGCAAGUCAUGACCAUGCAGAUAUUUGCAAGAUUUUACUCGACCAUGGUGCUGUUGUGAAUCCAUUGUACAGAACUACUCGGGAUGUUAUGGUAACACCAUUGGACUGUGCUCUGCACAAAGGAAAUAAAUCUACGGCGAAAUAUUUACAAAUUCACGGUGGUAUACCGGCUGUGAAAUUGAAUGCUGAGGAAAGCAAUAAGGAUCAAAAGGUGAAACUACAAAGUAUUACACCUACAACCGCAGUGAAGCAGACCAGAAGCAGUGUUUUAAGGAGCGGAGGUCGUUUAUCAAAAACUGAUGACACGCGCAAACCAAAAAAGGAUUCAAGUUCCGAUAAUAAAUAUAAGGGAAAACCUGAGGCUGUAACUACCUUUCAACAAAUAGAACACAAUCCCAACAACAUAAGAAUAAGAACUAAAAGUUUGACUAAAGUCCACUGCAGUUCUAGUUCAGAUGACUCGAAUAUAGAAGAAUUUUGCACGUGUAUACAUAGAUGCCAUCACGGCAAACGUUUAUAUUUGCUCCAAUCACCGCGGAGGCUCACUCGCAAAGAUAUUAAAGAGCUCAGCAAAAAUAGUCAUAGUGAUUCUGAUAUCCAUACUAGAUCACAUUCGAGAUGUGAUAAGCAACGUGAUAAGCGAUCAAGUACCAGCAUGAGCGAAAGACAAAGGAGUAAUUCCCGAAGCACCAGGCAAUUGAAAUCAGCUCGAUCAAAAAUAAAUCGCAGCGAUUCCAAAGAUAAUAGCAGUGACUACAAAGAACGGCGGAAGCCAGCAAGAGAUCGAUCUCAUAGUCGAUCUAAUAGACCCAGAUCGCAAAGAAGAAAACAUAUAUCGACCGAGGAUUCAGAUGAAACUUUGUCGAGUGAAGAAUUUAGUAGUGAUAGAGGAAAGAAAUAUAAAACUAGUAGUCAUAGUUCGUCUAAAUCAAAAACGAGUAAUAAGACGAAAACGUACACUAGACGAACAAUGCAUUCUUACAGCGAAGAGGAUGUCAGUGAAGAAGAAAAGCCAAAUCGAGUCUCGAAGAGUGUUUCAAGCUCUCCUAAAUCACGUAGAAAAAGUAGGAAAAAUGAAGCCAAAUCACCCAGACAUAUAAGUGAAGAAAGAAUUGUUAAACGCAAAACUUUAAAAACGGAAACUACUACAAAAAGAACUGUUACACCAAAUGCAGAUUCUCAAAGUGAAAGUGAAAGCGAAGAAGAUGAUUCUGAAGAUAUAGACGAUACGGUUGAAAUAAUAAAUACAAGUAAAGCUAAAAGAAAAUCAGACAAAGUUGUAGGAAAAGUCAGAUAUAGAAGAUCAGUAAGUGACGAAGAUGAAAUAGUUGAUAAUAGUAAAACUAGGACCAAAUCUCGAAGUAGUGGCAGAGUUAAUGAAAAGGCUAGAAGUAAAAAAUCAGAGAAGCAAAAAAGCUCCGAAAUAAGUGAACUAAGCGAAAGUGAUGAUAAGUAUGCAUCAAAGAAAAGCAGUAGCAAAACAAAAGAAUCCAAAACGAAAAAGCAGGAAAAAGUAAUAAGUAAAAGCAAACAAAAAAAUGAUGCAGAUAGUAGUUUAGAUAAGCCUACUUCCAAAUCUAAGGAUAGAAAAAAGGUGACAAGUGAGUCAACAAAAACUACAACAUCAACUAUGACUGAAAAAAAAGUUAAACAAUCUAAAAUUAAACAAAACGAAGAUGUUAGUGAUAGUGAACUCUCUCAGUUAAAUAUUAAAAACAAAAAACAAACUUUUACGACUUCAGAAAGUGAAAACGAUAUGCAAAGUUCUGGUACUAAAAAAGGCAAAGUAAUUACCGAAGCAGAAAUUCAUAAAACUGAAGAAAAUGAUCAAGAUGUUCAAGGCAUGGAAACAAUAAAUAAUUUGAAUAAUAAUUUGUCAAACGAAGGAGACGGUAAAAUAGAAAGUGGUACUAUGGAUAAAAAGGUCGAAGAAAUUCAAACCCCUUCGACAGCUCCUCAAAUUAGUGAACAAAGUAAUAGUGAUUUAAUUGAAGGAUCAAUCAAAGAUACUACAGAUUUGGUUGAACAAUCUAAGGAACAAUCAGAUAUAACAAAAUCUGAACAAAUUAGUGCAGUUGAAACAAAACUGGGAUUACAAACUACAGAGUUAGCGGAACACAUUACUGAAUCAGCUACUGAGUUGGUUCAAAAAAUGUCAGAAGAUUUAAAUUUACCAUCAGAUAAAUUAUUGCAAAAUUCAGAAAAUAUUAAUAAAGAGGAAAACAAUAUUAAAGAAGUAAAACAAGAGGCAGAAAAUAUUGUUAAAAGUACUGAUGUAGAACCCGUACCAAAUAAUACAGAUAAAAUAAUUGAUUCUAAAGCUUUACCUGCUGAUGAAUCUAAAAUGGAUAAUAAAGAUCAAAUGAGCUUGGAAGAUAAAUUAAUUGGAGAACGAAUUAAUCAACCAAUCGCAGCAGAAAAUUUUAUCGGAAGUUUCGAAGCAACUCCGGCUUUGCAUAUGAUUGAAAUGGUGCCGCCUCCUGAACGUUUUAUUCAACUGGAAUACAAUAAAAAUGAUGAAGGUCGUAAGGAAUCACUUUACACUUCAGAAGAUGAUACUACUGACUCGUCGGAGGAUUCAGAAAAAUUUGAAAAAAAUCAGACUCCAAGGACAGCAAUGGAUGAUUUGCGCUUUUGUGCUUCCGAAAAAUUUGAAGGUCAAUCUAGUGUUCUCGAUAGCUCUAUUGUUGAUACAACGGCACCUCCUUCCGCCGCUAAUACUUGGUCAUCUAUGGGAUCACCAAGUAGAAGAAAAAAAUUAAAAAGGCGUACGAAAAAUAGAUCACGAACACUGAGUGAGGAAGUGUCCGAGCGUGGAUAUGAGUCUAGCGGAAUGAUGGAUUCCGGUUUUGAACCAAGCCCUAGAGUAAUCACUAGACCGAAGUCAGUUGGACCUAAAGCAGUAUCUAAGAAUCGAAAAAUUCCUGAGAAAAAAGUCACUAGACCAGGUAGAGCGAUAGACAGAAAACCGGGCGACAAAAACGCUGUUAAUAUGACAACUGUAAAUCAAAGCAUGCAAGCUAAUAUACGAAGGUAUUAUACAGAGCGAAUAAUAUUUCAACAUCUUCUGGAUCUGAAACGAUUACAAAUCCGAUCAUCUCGCGCACACGAAGCUGUUUUAGUUAAACGUGCAAUCGACCAAUAUCAUAGAUCCAAUCCUCAAGUAGCCAGAUAUACAGACAAAGAAUUCACAUAUGAAGCUUUUGAACGUCAUUUAUACGACACUUUGAAAAAAUUACAAAAAGUGGGUAGUAGCAAUUAUAAGACAAUAGCUGAAUCGUUUAUAGAAAAUGAAUGCAAAUCAAAUCCAUUAUUUUGUACAACAAAAACAUUCAGAUGCAAUCAUGCUACUCAUGCAUAUACUGGAAUUCCGUGUGCUGCAUAUAUUCCUCUGAUGAACCACCACACGAUUCCUAAGCCCGGCUUUCCCAAAGUUCCCGAGCCGAGCUUUCUGCCACGCAUCAAGACGGGCGAAAAGCACGACAAGAACGCCGUGGCAUUAGAACUAUCCCAUGGAAAUGAUAAGCAACUGAUAACACUGCCAUCAGAUAAAUUAGACGUCAAUAAAAAGUAUUAUGUCACGUUUUCAGUCAGGGGUUCGAAUCCCACCUCUGAAGCCGAAGGCAAGGCAUCGCCCAAAACUGCAAAGCCAACAAAAUAG